Lindgomyces ingoldianus is the source of this 330-nucleotide messenger RNA. RefSeq lists its product as uncharacterized. Bases 1 to 330 code for a protein of 109 amino acids. NCBI's taxonomy places the organism in Eukaryota, Fungi, Ascomycota, Dothideomycetes, Pleosporales, Lindgomycetaceae. The record is from RefSeq and is a predicted model, not a curated record. The transcript has 2 exons.
AUGCUUGCGCAUGCAACGCAUAGAACGAAUUCGCCGAAAACUAUGCCGCUACGAAGAAGGCAUAAACAAGCGUGCUUGCUUCUUCGAGCGUUAUUCAACUUCGAUUCCACUUCUCAAAAUAACUCCCGUAAGCUAGCAAGCACCAUCCAUGCACCCUGUUCCAGACUCGCAGCCCUGGCCGCAAAUCUCCCAGCCCAAGUCAGCAUCCUUGUCGUGUACUAUAUUAGAAGAAGUGCGACAGUUGGGUUUAAGGUAGCUUCACAAGUCUCAGAUAUUCCAGAGGAAUGGAGGUCAAGAUUAAGGCUGCUCUUCACCUACCCACUCGGCUAA